AUGGAAAAUAACAAGGACAUCACCUCAUCAUACAUCACCACUUGUGUUUUGAACGCUUUCUUAUCUUACAUCGCUGUUACAUUGAACUGUUUGACGAUCUACGCCUUAACAAAAGUCUCAUCACUACCAAGACCUUUAAAAACGCUGCUUUUAAGUCUGGCUGUUUCUGAUCUGGGUGUUGGUUUGAUGGUGCAGCCUUCGUACAUUGCGACUCUUGUCAUGGAAAUGGAGCAAAAAACUGAAAACAAUCCAGCUCAUAACAUAAGCGACCAAUUUUUAAGGUUUACGCUGAAUCUGUUUGGUUUUGCUUCAUUCCUCGGAGUAACUUUCUUAAGUUUGGAUAGAUUCCUAGCUGUUUACCUUCACCUCAGAUAUCAGGAACUUGUGACCCACAAACGUGUUUCUGCGGCGGUUUUU
Molecule: messenger RNA, 417 nt
Organism: Porites evermanni
Lineage: Eukaryota; Metazoa; Cnidaria; Anthozoa; Scleractinia; Poritidae
Source: the annotation of a GenBank genome assembly